Molecule: messenger RNA, 7100 nt
Organism: Mesocricetus auratus (golden hamster)
Lineage: Eukaryota; Metazoa; Chordata; Mammalia; Rodentia; Cricetidae
Gene: Otof
Product: otoferlin
Exons: 46
Coding region: 332-6322 (1996 amino acids)
Biological process (GO): plasma membrane organization; synaptic vesicle priming
Cellular component (GO): presynaptic active zone membrane; synaptic vesicle membrane
Molecular function (GO): calcium ion binding; AP-2 adaptor complex binding
Source: RefSeq, a predicted model, not a curated record
CUGGACAGAGCUUUAUCUAGGGGCUGGUGCUGCUGAAUAAUGAAUUCAGCAUGCAUUCCCGAGCUACUGGCUGGGUGUGCAACACACAAACACACACACACACACACACACUACACACAUGCUGGGCUGACAACUCAGAGGGGCGGGGCUGCCAGGGCUGCACGGUUCUGCGGAGCUGAAGGAGCAGCUCGCUUUGGUUGCCUUGGUCUCUGUGGGCAGCAUCGGAAGGAGGCGGCAGCAGCCAGAGAAGAGGGAGGUGUGUGAGCCGCACUCAACCAGCCAGCUUCUUCCUGCUGCUCUGCCUGGCACUACCCAGGCUCUUCCCACCAGCAUGGCCCUGAUCGUCCACCUCAAGACCGUCUCGGAGCUGCGAGGCAGAAGUGACCGGAUCGCCAAAGUAACUUUCCGAGGGCAGUCCUUCUACUCCCGGGUCCUGGAGAACUGUGAAAAUGUGGCCGACUUCGAUGAGACGUUCCGGUGGCCGGUGGCCAGCAACAUCGACAGAAAUGAAAUGUUGGAGAUUCAAAUUUUCAACUACAGCAAAGUCUUCAGCAACAAACUCAUUGGGACCUUCCGCAUGGUGCUGCAGAAGGUGGUGGAGGAGAAUCGUGUAGACGUGACUGACACACUGAUCGAUGACAACAAUGCCAUCAUCAAGACCAGCCUAAGCAUGGAGGUCCGGUAUCAGGCCGCAGACGGCACAGUGGGCUCCUGGGAUGAUGGAGACUUCCUGGGAGAUGAAGCUCUUCAGGAGGAAGAGAAGGACAGCCAGGAGACUGAUGGGCUGCUCCCUGGUUCGCGGCCCAGCACCAGAACACCCGGCGAGAAGAGCUUCCGCAGAGCGGGAAGGAGUGUGUUCUCGGCCAUGAAACUUGGCAAGACUCGGUCCCACAAAGAGGAGCCCCAAAGACAAGAUGAGCCAGCAGUGCUGGAGAUGGAGGACCUGGAUCACCUGGCCAUCCGGCUGGGGGAUGGGCUGGAUCCUGACUCAGUGUCUCUAGCCUCCGUCACCGCUCUCACCAGCAAUGUCUCUAACAAGCGGUCUAAGCCAGACAUUAAGAUGGAGCCAAGUGCUGGAAGACCCAUGGAUUACCAGGUCAGCAUCACAGUGAUCGAGGCUCGGCAGCUGGUGGGCUUGAACAUGGACCCUGUGGUGUGUGUGGAGGUGGGCGAUGACAAAAAAUACACGUCUAUGAAGGAGUCCACAAACUGCCCUUACUACAACGAGUAUUUCGUCUUCGACUUCCAUGUCUCUCCUGACGUCAUGUUUGACAAGAUCAUCAAGAUCUCGGUGAUCCAUUCUAAGAACCUGCUUCGAAGUGGCACCCUGGUGGGCUCCUUCAAAAUGGACGUGGGGACCGUGUACUCCCAGCCCGAACACCAGUUCCAUCACAAGUGGGCAAUCCUGUCUGACCCCGACGACAUCUCUGCCGGGCUGAAGGGCUAUGUAAAGUGUGAUGUCGCUGUGGUAGGCAAGGGAGACAACGUCAAGACACCCCACAAGACCAACGAGACAGAUGAGGACGACAUCGAGGGGAACUUGCUGCUCCCCGAAGGCGUGCCCCCAGAACGUCAGUGGGCCCGGUUCUACGUGAAAAUUUACCGAGCGGAGGGACUGCCCCGGAUGAACACAAGCCUCAUGGCCAACGUGAAGAAGGCUUUCAUUGGUGAGAACAAGGACCUCGUAGACCCCUACGUGCAAGUCUUCUUUGCUGGCCAGAAGGGCAAAACGUCGGUGCAGAAGAGCAGUUAUGAGCCACUGUGGAACGAGCAGGUCGUCUUCACAGACCUGUUCCCCCCACUCUGCAAACGCAUGAAGGUGCAAAUCCGAGACUCCGACAAGGUCAACGAUGUCGCCAUCGGCACCCACUUCAUUGACCUGCGCAAGAUUUCCAACGACGGAGACAAAGGCUUCCUGCCCACGCUCGGCCCAGCCUGGGUGAACAUGUACGGCUCCACACGUAACUACACGCUGCUGGACGAACACCAGGACCUGAACGAGGGUCUGGGGGAGGGUGUGUCCUUCCGCGCCCGCCUCAUGCUGGGACUGGCUGUGGAGAUCCUGGACACCUCCAACCCAGAGCUCACCAGCUCCACGGAAGUGCAGGUGGAGCAGGCCACGCCCGUCUCGGAGAGCUGCACAGGAAGAAUGGAAGAAUUUUUUCUAUUUGGAGCCUUCCUGGAAGCUUCCAUGAUUGACCGGAAGAACGGGGACAAACCAAUUACCUUUGAAGUGACCAUAGGAAACUAUGGCAACGAAGUUGAUGGCAUGUCACGACCCCAGCGGCCUCGGCCCCGGAAGGAGCCUGGGGAUGAAGAGGAAGUAGACCUGAUUCAGAACUCCAGUGAUGAUGAGGGUGAUGAAGGCGGAGACCUAGCCUCAGUGUCUUCCACCCCCCCUAUGCGGCCCCAGAUCACAGACAGGAACUACUUUCACCUGCCCUACCUGGAGCGCAAGCCCUGCAUCUACAUUAAGAGCUGGUGGCCUGAUCAGCGACGACGCCUCUACAAUGCAAACAUCAUGGACCACAUAGCUGAUAAGCUGGAAGAAGGUCUGAAUGACGUGCAGGAGAUGAUCAAAACAGAGAAGUCCUACCCGGAGCGCCGCCUGCGGGGCGUGCUAGAGGAACUUAGCUGUGGCUGCCACCGCUUCCUCUCCCUCUCGGACAAGGACCAGGGCCACGCGUCCCGCACCAAGCUGGAUCGGGAGCGCCUCAAGUCCUGUAUGAGGGAGCUGGAGAGCAUGGGGCAGCAGGCCAAGAGCCUGAGGGCUCAGGUGAAGCGACACACUGUGCGGGACAAGCUGAGGCUAUGCCAGAACUUCCUACAGAAGCUACGCUUCCUGGCAGAUGAGCCCCAGCACAGCAUUCCAGACGUGUUCAUUUGGAUGAUGAGCAACAACAAGCGUAUCGCCUACGCCCGGGUGCCCUCCAAGGACCUGCUCUUCUCCAUUGUGGAGGAGGAGAUGGGCAAGGACUGCGCCAAAGUCAAGACCCUCUUCCUCAAGCUGCCAGGGAAGAGGGGCUUCGGCUCGGCAGGCUGGACAGUACAGGCCAAGCUGGAGCUCUACCUGUGGCUGGGCCUCAGUAAGCAGCGAAAGGACUUCCUGUGCGGCCUGCCCUGCGGCUUCGAGGAGGUCAAGGCAGCCCAAGGCCUGGGUCUGCACUCCUUUCCACCCAUCAGCCUGGUCUACACCAAGAAGCAAGCCUUCCAGCUCCGAGCCCACAUGUAUCAGGCCCGAAGCCUCUUUGCUGCCGACAGCAGUGGGCUCUCUGAUCCCUUCGCCCGUGUCUUCUUCAUCAACCAAAGCCAGUGCACAGAGGUUCUGAAUGAGACGCUGUGUCCCACUUGGGACCAAAUGCUCGUAUUUGACAACCUGGAGCUGUAUGGUGAAGCGCAUGAAUUACGAGACGAUCCCCCCAUCAUUGUCAUUGAAAUUUACGACCAGGACACCAUGGGCAAAGCUGACUUCAUGGGCCGGACCUUCGCCAAGCCCCUGGUGAAGAUGGCAGAGGAGGCAUACUGCCCGCCUCGCUUCCCGCCCCAGCUCGAGUACUACCAGAUCUACCGCGGCAAUGCCACUGCCGGGGACCUCCUGGCUGCCUUCGAGCUGCUGCAGAUUGGGCCAUCCGGGAAGGCCGACCUGCCACCCAUCAACGGCCCGGUGGACAUGGACAGAGGACCCAUCAUGCCUGUGCCAGUGGGAAUCCGGCCAGUGCUCAGCAAGUAUCGAGUAGAGGUGCUGUUCUGGGGCCUGAGGGACUUGAAGAGGGUGAACCUGGCCCAGGUGGACCGACCACGGGUGGACAUCGAGUGUGCGGGGAAAGGGGUGCAGUCAUCCCUGAUCCACAACUAUAAGAAGAGCCCCAACUUCAACACCCUGGUCAAGUGGUUUGAAGUGGACCUCCCAGAGAAUGAGCUCCUGCACCCACCCUUGAACAUCCGAGUGGUGGACUGCCGGGCCUUUGGACGAUACACCCUGGUGGGCUCCCAUGCUGUCAGCUCCCUGCGACGCUUCAUCUACAGACCCCCGGACCGCACAGCCCCCAACUGGAACACCACCGUCAGGCUUCUCCGGGGCUGCCACGUGCUGUGCAAUGGGGGCCCCUCUUCUCGCCCCACAGGGGAGGUGGUAGUGAGCAUGGAGCCCGAGGUGCCUGUCAAGAAGCUGGAGACCAUGGUGAAGCUGGAUGCGACUUCUGAUGCCGUGGUCAAGGUGGACGUGGCUGAGGAGGAGAAGGAAAGGAAGAAGAGGAAAAAGAAAGGAGCGUCAGACGAGGCAGAGGAAGAGGAGCCGGAUGAGAGCAUGCUGGACUGGUGGUCCAAGUACUUUGCCUCCAUCGACACAAUGAAGGAGCAACUUCGGCAACAUGAGGCCUCUGGAAUUGACUUAGAAGAGAAGGAAGAAAUGGAUACCACUGAGGGCCUGAAGGGGCCGAUAAAGAACAAGGAUAAAUCCAGGGCUGCCAAGGAGGAGAAGAAGAAGAAAAUCCCUGGUCCUGGCCAGGGACCAGAGGCUCCUGAGAAGAAGAAAGCCAAGAUCGACGAGCUGAAGGUGUACCCCAAAGAGCUGGAAACAGAGUUCGACAACUUUGAGGACUGGCUGCAUACCUUCAACCUAUUGCGGGGCAAGACGGGGGAUGAUGAAGAUGGGUCCACAGAGGAAGAACGAAUCGUGGGUCGGUUCAAGGGUUCCCUCUGUGUGUACAAAGUGCCACUCCCAGAGGAUGUAUCUCGAGAAGCUGGCUAUGACCCCACCUAUGGAAUGUUCCAAGGCAUCCCAAGCAAUGACCCUAUUAAUGUGCUGGUUCGAAUCUAUGUGGUCCGGGCCACAGACCUGCACCCGGCUGACAUCAAUGGCAAAGCUGACCCCUAUAUCGCCAUCAAGCUAGGCAAGACUGACAUCCGGGACAAGGAGAACUACAUCUCCAAGCAGCUCAACCCCGUCUUUGGGAAGUCCUUUGACAUCGAGGCCUCCUUCCCAAUGGAGUCCAUGUUGACAGUGGCCGUGUAUGACUGGGAUCUGGUGGGCACUGAUGACCUCAUUGGAGAAACCAAGAUCGACCUGGAAAACCGCUUCUACAGCAAGCACCGGGCUACCUGCGGCAUUGCGCAGACCUACUCCAUACACGGCUACAAUAUCUGGAGGGACCCUAUGAAGCCCAGUCAGAUCCUAACCCGUCUCUGCAAAGAAGGCAAAGUGGACGGCCCCCACUUUGGUCCCCAUGGGAGAGUGAAGGUCGCCAACCGUGUCUUCACGGGGCCUUCAGAGAUAGAGGACGAGAAUGGUCAGAAGAAGCCUACAGAUGAGCACGUGGCAUUGUCUGCUCUGAGACACUGGGAGGACAUCCCCCGGGUGGGCUGCCGCCUUGUACCAGAACACGUGGAGACCAGGCCGCUGCUCAACCCUGACAAGCCAGGCAUCGAGCAGGGUCGCCUGGAGCUGUGGGUGGAUAUGUUCCCCAUGGACAUGCCAGCUCCUGGGACGCCUCUGGAUAUCUCCCCCAGGAAACCCAAGAAGUACGAGCUGCGGGUCAUCGUGUGGAACACAGAUGAGGUGGUCCUAGAAGAUGACGAUUUCUUCACAGGAGAGAAGUCCAGUGACAUUUUUGUGCGGGGGUGGCUGAAGGGCCAGCAGGAGGACAAACAGGACACAGACGUCCACUACCACUCCCUCACUGGUGAAGGCAACUUUAACUGGCGUUACCUGUUCCCCUUCGACUACCUGGCUGCCGAAGAGAGGAUUGUUAUGUCUAAGAAGGAGUCUAUGUUCUCCUGGGAUGAGACGGAGUACAAGAUCCCUGCACGGCUCACCUUGCAGAUCUGGGAUGCUGACCACUUCUCUGCUGACGACUUCCUGGGGGCCAUUGAGCUGGACCUGAACCGGUUUCCAAGGGGCGCUAAGACAGCCAAGCAGUGUACCAUGGAGAUGGUCACUGGGGAGGUGGACGUGCCCCUGGUUUCCAUCUUUAAACAGAAGCGCGUCAAAGGCUGGUGGCCCCUCCUGGCCCGCAAUGAGAAUGAUGAGUUUGAGCUCACGGGCAAGGUGGAGGCAGAGCUACACUUAUUAACAGCAGAGGAGGCAGAGAAGAAUCCCGUGGGCCUGGCCCGCAAUGAACCUGACCCUCUAGAAAAACCCAACCGGCCUGACACAGCCUUCGUCUGGUUCCUGAACCCGCUCAAGUCGAUCAAGUACCUCAUCUGCACCCGAUACAAGUGGCUGAUCAUCAAGAUCGUGCUGGCGCUGCUGGGACUGCUCAUGCUGGCCCUCUUCCUCUACAGCCUCCCAGGCUACAUGGUCAAGAAGCUCCUAGGGGCAUAAGUGUCCCCUGCCCCGCCCCGCCCCAGGUCUCCCGCCCCGCCCCGCCCCAGCAUCCCUCCACGGGCUGCUGCUCUUGCCUUCCCUCACCUGGACUCUCUCCCAACCCCCUGAGGAGCCCUCCCACCCCUGCCAGCGUUGAACAAGACACCUGCUUGCUGGGCCGUCAUCCCACACCCAAACUGCUGCUUGCCUGGUCUUGCCCCAGUCUUGCCUGGGGUUUGGAGCAUAGUUGGAAUCAGUGGCAUCCGAAAAUAGACACCCUCUUGCCCCACAUUCUAUGAUGUCACGCUCCUCGGCCCAGCUCCCAAAGUGGCAGGGGCCCAAACUUCCCUUGGACAUUUCAAAUCCAACAAAAUCAACGAAGGAACAUGGAUGGGGCAGUGGUCGAAGCUUUGAUAAGUAGGAACAGGUGGAAAGCAUCAGAGAUGCCAGCAGAAGCAACACACCGGGGUAGCCCAAACAAGGUCACAGGAGCCAGCUGCUCCUUCCCAUGCUUUCCUCUUGGCUCCUCCUCCUUCCCACAGCCCCCUGGGCAGCCGCUUAGCCUGAGGCUUCACAUCUCUUCCACUGCCCAGGUCCGCGUGUGCCAGCCAGUACACCUGCUGCAACAGUGAACCCAGUGUCCUGGUUGUCCUGAAGGCAGCCCUAUCAAGCUUGAUGGCAGCCACAGCCAGGAGUCUACACUAUGAGCGCUGCCCCUUCUGUCUCCGCGAAUCUGCUGGUUGCUUUUCCUUUCUUGAGUGUGAUUUUUCUCUUAAUAAAAUAAAUCAAACCCUGA